AUGCAGGGAACACAGGCGUCUCGAUACCGCACUGUCGAACUCCACUCCACCACACAUACUCCCACCGUCGGUGGCUUUGUCCAGCCAAACCAUAUCGACGCCUCCUGUGUCUCUGGCCGAAAAAGUUGGUAUCCUGACUCUGUAACCGACAUACUCGCCCAGGCCGACCUCAAGUACAUCAGGCUCGGCCCCCUUUUUUCGAACCAGAUCGUGAAAUUCUCCAAUCGAUAA
Podospora pseudocomata is the source of this 231-nucleotide messenger RNA. RefSeq lists its product as uncharacterized. The transcript is spliced from 3 exons. The record is from RefSeq and is a predicted model, not a curated record. NCBI's taxonomy places the organism in Eukaryota, Fungi, Ascomycota, Sordariomycetes, Sordariales, Podosporaceae. The coding region runs from base 1 to 231 and encodes 76 amino acids.